Messenger RNA from Vombatus ursinus (common wombat), 4473 nucleotides. RefSeq names its product STEAP3 metalloreductase (gene STEAP3). The transcript is spliced from 5 exons. Bases 184 to 1791 code for a protein of 535 amino acids. The record is from RefSeq and is a predicted model, not a curated record. Gene Ontology annotation, molecular function: cupric reductase (NADH) activity; ferric-chelate reductase (NADPH) activity. Gene Ontology annotation, cellular component: endosome; plasma membrane. Lineage: Eukaryota; Metazoa; Chordata; Mammalia; Diprotodontia; Vombatidae. Gene Ontology annotation, biological process: copper ion import.
CAGAAUCUAGCCACCCUCUGUCCAGAGAAAUUGGGGCCCACAACCCUGGGUCCCUCCCUGGCUCCAACCACUGUGGCUCAGCAGGGUUGCUUUAGGAAUUGGAUUUCCCACUAUCCCCUGACUCCUACUUGACUUAGUCUCCAGCCCAAGCAUCCUGUGAACUCAACCUCUUUUUCCCUGGAGAUGACGUCAAUGGGACUCCCUGACCCAGCAAAUGGAACCCAAUGGAGACAAAAGUGCAGCCCCACUGGCAAGAAAGGUGACAUCCAGGGCGAAGUUCCUAAAGCUGACAGCUGCCCCUCUCAGCAGAAAUCAGCUGAAAGGAUGUCUGGAGACAUGGACAAGCCCCUAAUUUCCCAUCAGCUUUUCGACAGCAAUCCCAACCUCACAGAGAUUCCCAGCCAGGCCCAGACCAUGGGCAUCCUGGGCAGUGGGGACUUUGCCCGUUCUUUGGCCACACGCCUGGUGAGCUCAGGCUUCGGGGUUGUGGUUGGGAGCCGAAACCCAAAAAGAACAGCAGGGUUGUUUCCUGCUGCAGCCCAAGUAACCAUCCAAGCAGAGGCUGUGAGCACACCUGAAAUAAUCUUUGUGGCCAUGUAUCGGGAGCACUACUCUACACUCUGUAGUUUGAGUGACCUGCUGGUGGGCAAGAUCCUUGUGGAUGUGAGCAAUAGUACAGAGCAGGAGCACCUCCAGCGGCGGGAGUCCAACGCUGAGCACCUGGCUUCCCUCUUCCCUACCUGCACGGUCGUUAAGGCCUUCAACGUCAUCUCUGCCUGGACCCUGCAGGCUGGCCCAAGAGAUGGGAACAAACAGGUGCUAAUCUCCGGAGAUCAGCAGGAAGCCAAACAUAAGGUCUCAGAGAUAGCCCGAGCCAUGGGCUUCAAUCCAGUAGACAUGGGGUCACUGGCAUCUGCCAGGGAGAUUGAGGCCAUCCCCCUGAGGCUCCUCCCAGAGUGGAAGAUUCCAAUCAUCUUGGCCCUGGGCCUCUUCAUCUGCUUCUACACCUAUAACUUCAUCCGGGAUGUGUUGCAUCCGUAUAUCCAAGAGCACAAGAACCGCUUCUAUAAACUCCCUGUCUCCGUGGUCAAUACCACAUUGCCCUGUGUGGCUUAUGUCAUGUUGUCGCUGGUGUACCUCCCCGGGGUCCUUGCCGCUAUCCUGCAGCUCCACCGGGGCACCAAAUACCACCAAUUUCCUGACUGGCUUGACCACUGGCUCCAGCACCGCAAACAGAUUGGCCUCAUCAGUUUCUUCUGUGCCUCUCUGCAUGCCGUCUACAGCUUUUGCCUGCCCCUGCGCCGUUCUCAUCGUUACCAGAUUAUUAAUGAUGCUGUCAAGCAGGUCUUGGCAAACAAGAGCAAUAUAUGGAAUGAGGAGGAAGUCUGGAGACUGGAGAUUUACGUCUCACUGGGAAUCCUGGCCCUAGGCAUUCUGUCAUUGCUGGCCAUCACCUCACUGCCUUCUAUCUCAAACUCUCUCAACUGGAGGGAAUUCAGUUUUGUUCAGUCUACCCUCGGCUUCCUGGCCCUGGUUAUAACUACCUUUCACACGCUCACCUAUGGCUGGACAAGGGCCUUUGAAGAGAGCCGCUAUAAGUUCUAUUUACCUCCCACCUUCACACUUACGCUGCUGGUGCCAUGCGUGGUCAUUCUGGCCAAAGGGCUGUUUCUCCUGCCCUGUCUUCGCUGUCGACUGGCACGGAUCAGAAGAGGUUGGGAGAAAGAAACCACAGUCAAGUUUGUAUUGCCUACUGACUACCCCCACACUGAAAAAACAAGCCACGUGUAAAUUCUGUGUUCUCUGUGGGACAUACCUGUGAUACUUAAUGCACUAUGAAUACCUUAUGGCUUUUUUUUUUAAUUGUGCGAUUUGAUGUAAUUGUGGAUAAAUAUGAAUAUUUGUUGAUAAGUUCUAAAUUCCUGGGAAGCUACUUUAUGCAGUAAUAUUCAAGAUACACAUAUAUGUAUAUAUGGAAUGUAUUAGAAUUAUCAUGUUUAGCAAAAAAAAAAAAAGGAAAGCAACUUAGAUGUUGAUAUCUAGCUUUAAAAAUUCCAGAUGCUAGCAGGAUGACAGAUCACAACACUCUUUUUGACCACAUCUGCAGAAAAGUACAAAUGUAGGCAUAAUUCUUUUUGCACAGGCAAGGAGGUAAAAUGUAUAUACACAUUUAUUAUUCUAAUAAAUGUGGUUCGUUCCCUCCCCUGCUCCCAAAGGCUUUACCACAAUUGAGUCAUUAAAAUAACAUAUGCCUAAAGCAUAGUUAAAACAGUAUCAUUAGCAGUGGUUCUCCCUGGUAUGGCUUCAAACACAUAGGGUCAAAAUUAUAAACCAGUUAAUGAACAUCUCAGAAUGCAACUUUCCAGGCUCAUGCAGCAUCAACCAUCAGGAAAAAGUGCUAUUGACUCUUCAUGACCCCCUCCCCAGAAGAUGGUCCCCAGUUAAUAAAGGGAUGCUGACAGGAUGCUGACUGUGGGUGAACAGAAGAGAACGGAAACAUCAUCCUUUGCUCCAGGGGGGUUUGGGACCAGAGCUGCUCUACCUAAUCCUUCCCCUGGCAGGGAAGAUUUCUUCCUGAAAGUCAGAAAUCAACACUGGCAACUGCAAAUUGAUUAUCAUGCAGAAGUGUGAAGUCUCUUCCUUACCAGAGCAGCUAAUGAACACAAUCCUGAGUAGAAGCGUAAUUUCCUUUCCUUCCUUUAAGUUUCUGAUGACCAUCCUUUAAACCAUUGUGCCUUCUCACCUUUGAAAACAUUGUUUUAAUUCUCUCCCAAGAAGGAAGAAAAACACCCACUUGGAAACUCAGGUCAAGGGGGGAAAAAAAGGUACCACUUUGGAGUUAAGCCUUUUUCAAGGCCCCUCUUCACUAUACUGGUUAUAUAUACAUAUAUACAUAUAUAUGUGCAAAUAUGUAUAGCCCACAAAGAGAUCUGUGUCACAGCUGUGCAGAGUGGCUGUUGUACAACAGUGUAACUGACCCAGGACAAGCUAAUGGUAAACCACAACGUUGCUGAUUUUCUUGUAAUGGGAGAACUAUUUUUUUUUUUAAAUUGCUAGAAAGGUGUCUUUUCUGCCAGGGCUCCAAACAUGAAGUGUUGCUGCCUAAAAGUACAAGAGCUGUGUACAGGGUUUGGAACAUUGCCCAGGGCUGUAGGAUAUUUACCAUCAAAUCAUAUGCCAACCCUUAUGGGUUAGUAUUAAAAAGCCUCUUCACAUUCCAAGUAGAGGAAAAGGGAGGAGAGGGAUGUAGAGGGAGAGGGUGAUAAGGAGAGGAGUGUUCUUUUACAAGCCAAACUCUCUAUCCUUUGACAGUUAACAGAUUUCCCAUCAGAAAAACAUGAUCUUUAAACAGAAAGGGAAAAAAAAAUCAGUAGUAUUAGAAGCAAAGGAAUCAGUAUUUCAUCACACUGAUGGGGAGCAUUUGCUCCCAGUAUAUUGCCUGAGUCUGUUGGGGCAGUCCCAAGUUUAUGGCAUCUCUAUAGGAAAGAAGAUGGCAAGUACGGUAGUGGCCAAAGAGAAGAAUCUGUCCAGUUUAUUAGAAUACUGCCAUUAUGAGAAUCUGCACCUUUUCCCAGGUAGCCUGUGAAACAAGUAAGGUUCUGUCUUCCCUCACAGGGAUGUUCCAUGAUUUUGUGUGUAUGUGAGAGAGAGAGAGAGAGAGAGAGAGAGAGAGAGAGAGAGAGAGGGAAAGAUAAUUGAAGUGCAAGGUGAUCUGAUUAGGACAAUGACCAUGAUGAAAGAGGAGGCCUGUGCAAAGUCGCUAUCCACUUCUUGGCAAAUAAUUAGAAAUCUGCUAGUCCUGGGCCAAGCAGAAGAAAUCUGCCUCAAGAUGACUUCCUCUCUGGUGGAUGUGUCAGUGAUUGAAGAGGAUGACUGACAAGUUUUAUCAUUUUCUUGGUGUAGUCAGGAACCAUCAACUCUACGCUAAUGGAGUACAGGGAGAACAUGGAACCAUGAAAUCUACCAUAAUCCAAAAACCUCAUUAGACAAUGCUUUUAUGUUCUUCACCUUAAAAAAGAAAUUGCUGACAAGUAGAAGAAUGAUUUAUACUUCUCCCUCCCCCUACCACCUCUUGCAAUAGGUGCUAAUGAGCAGUGAAAUGCCUAAAAGGUAGGCAGUGGGAGGAAAACAAGAAGCAAAGAACCUGGAAAAUCCACAAUUUAGAUAAUCAGCUUUUGAACAAUAGACUCGGUUGUAUGUUUAUUCUUGGCCUCUGUCUACUGCUACUUUUCCCUACCUCACCAGGAAACUGAUUGAUUACAUCAUUGCCAAGACAGCAAGUCACCUCAGUUAUAGCCUCAUCUUCUCUAUGUGCCUAUAGGUAAAAAUGUGCCUGAACAAGCUAUUGAAAUCCUAAAUGUCACAAUAUGAGGUUUACUUUUCAAAUCUAUGCUAUUUGAAGUCUGUGUACUUUGUUUUUACUUUGUAGAAAACAUUUAAGAAGCAGUGACAAUAAACAAAGAUACUGAUGAG